AAUAUUUCAAAGCCGGUGGGACGAGUCUCCUCUCGUCCUGUUCUAUUCUCUCCGGUGCGAACUGUAAUCGCAUUUGUCGACACACGGUUUCCAAUCCUCUCCGAUAAAUUUGCAAUUUUGAUUCAAUCUGCUUUCAAUUCCCUUUUUGGGCGCUCUUCAAUCAUCGGCUCGAAUUCUUUCCCGCCAAACAUCGAGUCUCCGCUAUAAAUACUGAUUCUGUGCUUUGCCCCCGAAAUUUCCGCCGCCUUAAAAAAAUUUCAAUUUCUAGGGUUUUGCUUUGUGGCGGUUGUUUGAGCUCUUUUGCUCGUCAAGCAGCGUUCUUGAAUACUCCGUCGCGAUGAGUGCCGUCAAUAUCAAAGAUGUGACCGUGCUGAGCAAUCCGGCGCCGUUUCUCGAUCCUUUCCAGUUUGAAAUCUCGUACGAGUGUUUGGCUCCCCUCAAAGACGAUUUGGAAUGGAAGCUAAUCUAUGUUGGAUCGGCUGAGGAUGAAACUUACGAUCAAGUUCUAGAAAGUGUGCUAGUUGGGCCCAUCAAUGUUGGCAAUUACCGAUUUGUCUUUCAGGCUGAUCCACCGGACCCCUCAAAAAUUCGCGAGGAAGACAUCAUAGGAGUCACAGUGCUUCUCCUCACUUGCUCUUAUCAAGGACAAGAAUUCGUUCGAGUAGGAUACUACAUCAACAACGACUAUGAAGAUGAAAAGCUGAGAGAAGAACCUCCUCAGAAAGUUCUUCUAGAUAAGGUCCAAAGAAACAUUUUGGCCGACAAGCCUAGAGUGACGAAGUUUCCUAUUAACUUCCACCCUGAAAACAAUGCUAACGAAGAACAGCCAUGUCCCCCAUCGGAGACUGUUAAGGAAUCUGCCGAACAAGGAAAUGAUCCUACUAGCCCCAAUCAGUCAUCCAUUGAGUGCUCCUAAAAUCCAGGCAUCAAGAUCAUGAUUUUCUAUUAUGAUACUUUGCUUGUGAGGUUAUUGUCAGUUGUACCUGAAUUUAUAAGUUACUG
Andrographis paniculata is the source of this 1002-nucleotide messenger RNA. Its product is annotated as probable histone chaperone ASF1A. Gene Ontology annotation, cellular component: nucleus. The record is from RefSeq and is a predicted model, not a curated record. NCBI's taxonomy places the organism in Eukaryota, Viridiplantae, Streptophyta, Magnoliopsida, Lamiales, Acanthaceae. The transcript is spliced from 3 exons. The coding region runs from base 338 to 916 and encodes 192 amino acids. Gene Ontology annotation, molecular function: histone binding. Gene Ontology annotation, biological process: DNA replication-dependent chromatin assembly.